AAAAUACUCAUCUAUUCUUUUGCUUGAGUUACAGUGCUUGAUUUCAACGAGAUAUACCGAGAUAUUCAUAUUCAAACCCCUGGACGGAUUAAAAUGCCUUUCAGAUAUAAUAGUGAAUUCAAGUCUAAAGACCAGCAGAGUAAUGAUAUUGGGUUUCACGUCAAAACUCUAUUUCUCUUCACGAAAAGCGACUUCAAGACCGUUUUCUUCCCGCAGACUAUCUUUGCUCUGGCCAUAGCAUUCGCUAGAUCUCGAGUCACGGAACAUGUCACACAAGAAUGGCCCAUGGACAAGAUAGCCAUCCGAUUAGUUGGGAUGGUGGUUUGGGUAUGGAUACAUUUAUUGGUGGCCGAUAUUUCGAAUCAGCGCCUUCCCGAAUCAAUACUCGAAGAUACGAUCAAUAAGCCAUGGCGACCUUUACCUGCCGCUCGAAUAACUACUACGGAGGCGAUAAAUAUGCUUCGGGUAAUAGUUAUGCUUUCAAUUUGUAUCAGCUUACUCUUUGGAAGUUACCUGCCUAGUAUUACUCUCAUGGGGAUGCUUUGGCUUUAUAAUGAUCUCGAUGGCAAUGGUUCUGGACCAUGGGUACGAAAUGUCCUGAAUGCUGCCGGACUCACUUGUUAUGGUUGGGGUGCCGUAACUAUACUUCUUGGAACUCAGAUUGGGGAGAAUGGGAAAAUUCUUCGCAAUUGGUAUAUUCUCAUGGCUCUAGUUAUCACAACAACAAUCCAUAGCCAAGAUUUCCCGGACCUCGUCGGAGAUAAGGCUCGUGGUCGUAACACGAUGCCGCUAUUAUAUGGGGAGUCUCUUUCUCGUUGGAGUGUGGCAAUUUCCGUUAUAUUUUGGUCAUUAGUUUGCCCAAGAUUCUGGGUUCUCUCUUCUUUUGGUGUCUGCUUUUCUACAAUGAUCGUGGGGGGUACGAUUGCUACGCUCGUUGUGUUACAAUUAGGCCAGCGGUAUGAUAAAUGGGUCUGGAGACUUUGGUGUUUGUGGCUCACUGGCUUAUAUCUCCUUCCUGCAUUCAGUAGUAUCAUAAUUUAAGAUACAAUCCGUAGGUAGCCUGCGAAUCUGCACAGUUG
This is a messenger RNA of Annulohypoxylon maeteangense, 1079 nucleotides long. RefSeq names its product UbiA prenyltransferase family-domain-containing protein. Gene Ontology annotation, cellular component: membrane. Lineage: Eukaryota; Fungi; Ascomycota; Sordariomycetes; Xylariales; Hypoxylaceae. The transcript is spliced from 2 exons. The record is from RefSeq and is a predicted model, not a curated record. Gene Ontology annotation, molecular function: transferase activity, transferring alkyl or aryl (other than methyl) groups. Bases 94 to 1041 code for a protein of 315 amino acids.